CGUCACGGAGGGCCGGGAAGCCGCCGGGGCGGUGCUGGAGGAAACGGAAGAGUGUGUAGGGGUGGGAAUGCCCGCCCCGUUCCGGGGUGAUGCCGCCGCAGCGGCGCCCAGCGGGACCCUCGGGCCUCCUUGUGAAAGGUCUGAUGGCUCCAUGGGAAUUACGUUCUGUAAACAGCUGUGACCUGGUUUGAUUUUCUUCCUUUAAAGCACCUAGAAGUCUCCAUUGAGAACUGGAGCGUGACAAGUUAACUGGGAAAAAAGAAGCCAUUCUUUCCAUUCCAUGGAUCCCUUGGGUGCACCUUCCAAAUUUGUGGAUAUCGACAGUCUGCCAGGCUGGAGUGAUGUCUAUGAGGCUAAGCAGCUGGACUCUCACCCAAACCCUGUUGAAAAAGCUCAAGUUGAUAUUAGAUCACCUUUUCCAUACAGGAAGGACAUCAAUGCAAAAAUAAUAUUAUGGAAAGGAGAUGUAGCAUUACUGAACUGCACAGCCAUAGUAAAUACCAGUAAUGAGUCUCUCACCGAUAAGAAUCCAGUAUCUGAAAGUGUCUUCAUGCAUGCUGGGCCUGACCUGAGGGAUGAACUCCAGAAGCUCAAGGGGUGCAGGACAGGGGAGGCUAAACUCACCAAGGGAUUUAAUUUGGCUGCACGCUUCAUCAUUCACACAGUCGGACCCAAGUACAAGAGCCGGUAUCGCACAGCAGCUGAGAGUUCUCUGUACAGCUGUUACCGCAAUGUCCUGCAGCUCGCAAAGGAACAGGCAAUGUGCUCUGUAGGAUUUUGUGUCAUUAACUCUCUGAAAAGAUGCUACCCCUUGGAGGAUGCAACCCACAUAGCACUGCGCACAGUUAGAAGGUUCCUGGAGAUUCAUGGGGAGACCCUAGAGAAGGUUGUGUUUGCAGUCUCUGAGCUCGAAGAGGCCACUUACCAGAAGUUGCUGCCUCUGUAUUUUCCAAGAUCAUUGGAAGAAGAGAUACAAUCCUUGCCUUACCUCCCUGCAGAUAUUGGUAAUGCGGAAGGGGAGCCUGUAGUACCAGAGCGGCAGAUCAGAAUUACUGAGAAGCCAGGUGUUCCAGAUGAUGCUUCAGAUGAAGAGGGGUUGGAGGCAGACUUGUCUUUCAUUGGUUCCCAUGCUUUUGCCCGCAUGGAGGGAGACGUUGACAAACAGAGACGCCUCAUCCUUCAGGGACAGUUGUCAGAGGCAGCACUGCAAAAACAGCAUCAGAGGAAUUACAAUCGCUGGCUGUGUCAAGCAAGAGCUGAAGACCUCUCUGAUAUUGCUUCCCUCAAAGCCUUGUACCAGACAGGUGUGGAUAACUUUGGUCGCACAGUAAUGGUAGUGGUUGGAAGGAAUAUCCCUGUAACAUUGAUAGACAUGGAAAAGGCUCUUCUGUAUUUCAUCCACGUCAUGGAUCAUAUUGCAGUGAAGGAAUAUGUCCUAGUGUAUUUCCAUACACUCACAAAUGAUUACAAUCAACUAGACUCUAAUUUCUUGAAGAAACUCUAUGAUGUUGUUGAUGCCAAGUACAAGAGGAAUUUGAAGGCACUGUAUUUUGUCCAUCCAACAUUUCGUUCAAAGGUCUCGGCAUGGUUUUUCACAACUUUUACAGUCUCAGGGCUAAAGGACAAAAUCCACUAUGUGGAAAGCCUUCAGCAGUUAUUCACAGCCAUACCCCCAGAACAGAUUGAUCUUCCCCCUUUUGUCCUUGAGUAUGAUGCCAGGGAAAAUGGGCCUUACUAUUCCUCUUAUCCUCCAUCCCCUGACUUGUGAUCUGCAGUCCUGCGAUGCUGCUGGUUUCCCAUGGAUCCAAUGACCUGAUGUCUGCCAAAACCUGUGCAUUUGCCCAUGUACAGAAUUCAGAGAGAGGGUUUUCCUCCCCCAGCUCUGGUAUUUUUUUACUGAUGAGAUAUUUUCAAGCACUCAAGCAAUCAGAGAACUUUAUGCCACUGUGAACUCUACAACUAUUUCAAAUAUAUUUAUCCAAUGGAGAAGUUGAUUUCAGGAUCACUAGGUACAUUUUAUUUUCUUCUUUUUUGAAGCAGUUACAUUUAUUCCUGAACAGACGUUCUCUUUUCAGGGAAGUCCAUCCAAAGCACUUGAUCAUAUUUUUAACUAUUAUAAUUUUCCACAUCCAUUUGCAAUACCUGUUUUUGACUGGUUUGUACAAAUACUGUGCAGUACCAGCCUGACAUGUUGCUCAUCAUAUGGUCGCUGUGCUUCACAUCUGGUUACUUUCCCUUUGUUAGUGCUGAUUACUCUGGUCUUGCCCCAGCAAAAGUACCUGGAAUUGGGAAUACCAUGUCUGCAGGCUGAUGAAAGCACUACAGCCAAGCAAAGAUUACUGCAACACUUAAUAUGAUAAACGCUGCGUGAGAUAGGAGCCUGAUACAGUCCCUGCCAGUUUUCAUUGGAUGAUGUGACAUGUCAGGAUGCCACUACCCUCCCAGUAAGAAUAAAGUUGAAAAGCAUUGAAAGUUU
Molecule: messenger RNA, 2476 nt
Organism: Oxyura jamaicensis (ruddy duck)
Lineage: Eukaryota; Metazoa; Chordata; Aves; Anseriformes; Anatidae
Gene: GDAP2
Product: ganglioside induced differentiation associated protein 2
Exons: 14
Coding region: 281-1768 (495 amino acids)
Source: RefSeq, a predicted model, not a curated record